AUGGCACUGAAUGGCAAGGUCGCUUUGAUCACCGGAGGUGUCAAGAACCUUGGAGCCGAGACGGCACGCGAACUUGCAGGAAUUGGUGCGAAUCUGGCCCUUCACUAUAACUCUGCGAGCAGCAAGAACAGUGCGGUCGAAGUGGAAGCCGAGUUGAAGCAGAAGCACCCAAACUUGAAGUUUGCGUUCUACCAGGGCGAUCUGACUUCCGCGGCUGCCGUGGACAAACUGUUUGACUCAGUGCUCAAGGAUUUUGGCAAGAUUGACAUUGUGGUCAACACGGUGGGCAAGGUGCUGAAGAAGCCGAUCACCGACAUCUCGGAGGAGGAGUAUGAUACCAUGUUCGCAAUCAAUUCCAAGGCGGCAUUCUUUAUUCUGAAAGCAGCAGGCCGCCAUAUCUCUGAUGAUGGCAAGAUCAUCACCAUCGUGACUGCUCUGCUGGGCGCUUUUACCGGAUUCUACACCUCCUAUGCUGGGUCGAAGGCGCCCGUGGAACACUUUACCCGCGGUGUUUGCAAGGAAUUGCAGGCCCGACGUGUGAGUGUGAACAAUGUGGCACCAGGCCCGAUGGAUACGCCGUUCUUCUAUCCCCAGGAGUCCCCUGAAGCGGUCGAAUUCCACAAGAGCAAUGGCAUGGGAAAUAGAUUGACUAUGGUCCAGGACAUUGCCCCAGUGAUUCGAUUCCUGUGUACUGACGGCGCGUGGAUCACUGGUCAGACCAUCUUUGCAAAUGGCGGGUAUACAACUCGCUGA
Messenger RNA from Penicillium daleae, 753 nucleotides. RefSeq lists its product as uncharacterized. The record is from RefSeq and is a predicted model, not a curated record. The transcript is spliced from 3 exons. The coding region runs from base 1 to 753 and encodes 250 amino acids. Lineage: Eukaryota; Fungi; Ascomycota; Eurotiomycetes; Eurotiales; Aspergillaceae.